Messenger RNA from Aphidius gifuensis, 3719 nucleotides. RefSeq lists its product as uncharacterized. Lineage: Eukaryota; Metazoa; Arthropoda; Insecta; Hymenoptera; Braconidae. The transcript has 2 exons. The record is from RefSeq and is a predicted model, not a curated record. The coding region runs from base 328 to 3303 and encodes 991 amino acids.
UAUUAACUUGACAUGAUUUAUUUAUGAAUUUAAUAAAUGCAAUAAUAAGUUGAAAUUAAAAUACAUAACAGUUCAAGUUUUUUUUAUUUUACACGUAAUAAUAAUUUCAAUGUACUCCACGUGUAUUAUCUAAUGUAAUCUUAACAUUAAGUUUUUUAUAAAAUAUUAUUGUCAACAUAUUUACAAAAAAGUUUAUCAGGUAGUUUUAAUGAUAACUGAAAUCAUAUAUAAAUGAUGGUAGAAACAAUGAGACAGUACAGUUGUCUGUGUAUCUGCAGAUUGUAUAAUAUAUUAUUAAAUAAUAAUUGAAAGAAUUAUUCAUUCAAGAUGAAACUGUUUAUCAUAUCAACAAUGCUAUUUGCAUUGUCUGCUGGUUUGAUAUUGCCAAAUCAAGAAAAUAUUAGAUCAAGGCGUUCAUUAAUUGGUGGAAUAAUUGGUGGUUCUGGAAAUGGUAAUGUUGGUGGAGGUAUAGGUGGUGGUAUUGGUGGUAUUGUUGGAGGAGUUGGUGGUAUUAUUGGUGGUGUUGGUGAUAUCGUUGGUGGUAUUGCUGGAAUCUUAAAAAGUCUUGGUGAUAUUACUGGAGGUCUUGCUGGAAAUAUCAAAGACAUAAGUGGUAAUAUUGGAGCAAUUGCUGAAGGUGGUCUUACCAUAAAUAUUCAGGCACAGUUAUCUGUUUCUUUAACAGCUGUAAAUUCACAGCUUGAUAAUACUGUUAAAUUAAUUAAUCAAUUACCUGCAUCACUAACUCAAGCUCAAGUUGCCAAAGUUAAUGAUGUCGUUGCUGUUUUAAUUAAAUUACGUCUAACAUUAGUUGAUGCACGUCAACAAGUUAACAAUGUUUCAGCUGAUAAAAAUAAUGAAUUAAUUGUACAAAUUAAUUUGUUAAUACAAAAAAUUGAUGUAACAAUUAAGACAAUUAAAACUAAAGUACCAAGUGCUAAUGUACCUGUGAUUGGAGCUGGUGGCAGUGAUAGUGGAAGUUCAUCUUCAGGAGGUAAUGAUGAUGGUUCUUCUGAUAAUGGUACUGGAGAAGACAAUUCACUCAUUCAUGAAAUUGCAACAGCUGUGAAAGCAAUUCUUCGUGGUGCCAAAGGUGUUUCUAGUGGUACUGCAACAGCUGAAGAAAAAGCACAACUUGUAGCUGCUAUAAAUACUCUUGAGGUUCACUUAAACCAUGUAUCUGAUCUUGCUAAUCAAAUAAAUACACCUGUUACUCCAUCUGAGGCUGCUAGAAUUCAAGUUGGCCUUAAAAUGGUAGCUAAAUUACGUCUUGCACUUGCAAUGUCACAUCAAAAACUCAGUAAUUCAGCUAGUGCUUCUGCAAAUGCAGAUGUUAUUGCAAGUAUUCAAGGUUUGAUUCAAAAACUUGAUGGUAUUUCUGCAACUCUUUCUGAUAAAAUUUUACCAGUUGGUGGUUCAGGAAGUGGUACAGGAAGUGACGGUGGAAUUUCUGGCGGAAUAAUUGGUGGUAUUGGCGGUGGUAUUGAUAUUGGUGGUAUUAUUGGUGGUGCUGGAAGCACUGAUGAAGACAAUUCACUUAUUCAUGAAAUUGCCACAGCUGUUAAAGCAAUUCUUCAAGGUGCCAAUGAUGUUUCUAGUGGUACUGCAUCAGCUGAAGCAAAAGCACAACUUGUAGCUGCUAUAAAUACUCUUGAGGUUCGUCUAAACCAAGUAUCUGAUCUUGCUAAUCAAAUAAAUACACCUGUUACUUCAUCCGAGGCUGCUAGAAUGAAAGUUGGCGUUAAAAUUGUUGAUAAAGUAGGUCUUGCACUUGAAUUGACAAACCAAAAACUCAGUAAUUCAGCCAGUGCUUCUGCAAAUGCAGAUAUCAUUGCAAGUAUUCAAGGUUUGAUUCAAACAGCUGGUGGUAUUUCAGCAACUCUUUCUGGUAAACUUUCAUCAAGUUCAUCAGGAAGUGGAUCAGGAGGCUCAUCUUCAGGAAGUGAUGGUAACAUUUCUGGUGGAAUAAUUGGUGGUAUUGGUGGUGGAAUUGAUGGUAGUAUUGACAUUGGAGGUAUCAUUGGUGGUGGAAUUGAUGGUGGUAUUGACAUUGGAGGUAUCAUUGGUGGCAAUCCCAGUUCCAACAAUGAAAUCAUUCAAAGUAUCGCUGUAACUAUCAAAGAAGUUCUUGCAAAUGCAAAUGACGUUACUACUGGUGGUUCUGGAUCAGCUGAUGCAAGAUUAAAACUUUCAAAUGCUCUUAAUGCAUUAAAUGCUCUCUUAGACAAAAUUCAAAAUCAUGCACAACAAAUUUCAACACCUAUAUCUCCAGCUGAUGCUGCCAGAGUUGAAGUUGCUAUUUCUUUGUUAAAAAAAAUUCGUGCUGUUCUUGUUGCAACAAAAGCAAAACUCAGUAGCACUGGUGCUGCAGGAGAAAAUGCCGAAUUAAUAUUAUCAAUUGAAGCAUUAAUUACAAAGCUUGAUGAUACUGAUUUAAUUUUAACUAAUAAAUUAAAUAAUGAUAAUGGUAAUAAUGGAGAAGAAGUUUCUACAAUUGAAAAAAUAACUGUCACUCUUCGAGAAAUUCUUGUAACAAGUAAACUCAUUGCUGCAGGUAAAGCAACUGAAAAUGAUAAACAACAAUUAACAACAUCAUUGGCUAAUCUUGAUGCUAUUCUUGUUGUUAUUUCAAAUAAAGUUGAUGAAAUAUCAUCACCACCAAGUCCAGCUGAUGCUUUAAAAGUUAAACUCCUAACAAUUUUAUUAUUAAAAAUAAAAGGUGCUCUUACAUUGUCAGGUAAAAUUCUUAUAACAGCACCAAAUGCUGGUGAAAAUGUUGAUGUUAUUGCUGCUUUAUCAAAUGCCAUAAAUAAAGUUAAUAAAAUUGAAGCAACACUUGCAAGUAAAUCAAAUGGAGAAACACCAGUUGACGCUGGUAACUCUGAUGACAAAAAUGAAGUUUGUAUUUGUGGCAAUACUCCACUAACAGAAGCUAUCAAUGCAGCAUAUUUAUUGACAAAAGUAUCAACAUUAACUCAACAACUUCCAAGUCAUUUAAAUAUUUUACAAGUUGGACAAGUACAAACAGCAGUUAUUGCAUUGAGUUCAGUUAGAGCAACACUUGUUGAUCAACUUGAAAAAUCAAUUGGCUCAAAACAAGGUGAAAAUACUAUUAAAUUAGUUGGUGGUUUGAUUGGACAAAUUGAUGCAACACUUGCCACACUCAAAGCCAAAGUACCAAGUGGAUCACUUGGUAUUUCAACAUUACCACAAACUAUCACAAUUUUAGGCAUUCCAAAUGUUCUUCAAGAGACAGUCAACACUUUGUCAUCAAUUAAAAAACAAUCUGCAUUAAUUCGUUGAGAUUAUUUUAUGUAGAAACAACAGCAUAUUGUUUUUUUUUUUUUUUCUUUUUUGAUGAAAUAGCUUUUAAUAUAUAUAAUAUAUGUUAAAUAAUGUACAUGUAUUUUUCACAAAAUAAAGUAGAGAUUGUUUGAAUGCAUUUAUUAUUUGCACUUUAUUGUCAUUGAUUUUUUUUUUAAAGUUAUUAUUGUCUAAAGAUGAUUUUUAAAAUUUUUCAUUUACUUUUUUUGAUAUAUAAUGUUAAGCACAUUGAUUAUCUUUUUUAUAUGUUAAUAUUGACACUUUUAUUUUUUUUAUUUUUAUUGUCAUUGUGUCAUUGUAUACAUGAAUAUAUUUUAUAAAUUGUAAUUAUAUAUUCAUUUAUUUAUUUAAAGAGCAAAUUUAGUUUUAGAAGAAAUUACUAUUUUAUUUUACAU